Messenger RNA from Onychostruthus taczanowskii (white-rumped snowfinch), 5581 nucleotides. RefSeq names its product BCAS3 microtubule associated cell migration factor (gene BCAS3). The record is from RefSeq and is a predicted model, not a curated record. NCBI's taxonomy places the organism in Eukaryota, Metazoa, Chordata, Aves, Passeriformes, Passeridae. Bases 454 to 3291 code for a protein of 945 amino acids. Gene Ontology annotation, cellular component: cytoplasm. Gene Ontology annotation, molecular function: protein binding. The transcript is spliced from 27 exons. Gene Ontology annotation, biological process: response to starvation; autophagy.
GCAGGGCCGUGAGGCCUGGGGGACCCCCGGCAGCUGCGGCCGAAGCGCGCGGGGUGCGGAGCGAGGGGCGGCCGGCGGGGUGGGCGCGCUCCGGGAAGGCCGCGGCCCCGCUCACCGGGCGGCGGCGGGAGAGAGGCCGGGCAGGUCGCGGUGUUCGGUGUGGAGUUGCUCAAUAGCGGCGGCGGAGGGUGCCCAGGCCGCUGCCGGGGCUCCGGAGGGUCGGGCGGCCCCGCAGUGCCCCGAGCUGAGGCGGGGCCGUGCCGAGGCCCAGAGCCGCCGCUGGAACCGGCCCCGGUGCUCGCUUCACCCUCGGGCCGGGGUGGCACAAGGAGCUGCAGUGAUUGAAGGAGUCGCCCGCUUGGUGCGUGAUCUUUUCUCCUCACUAAAAAAAGUGCUGUAAAGAGGCCCUGCAGGCCUGUGUGCUGUGUUUGUUGCAGGUGUGAGCCCGGAACGAUGGCCGCAGAGUCGCCGCGCCGCCCCAGCCGCUGCACGGGAGGAGUGGUGGUUCGCCCUCAAGCUGCCACGGAACAGUCCUACAUGGAAAGUGUUGUUACCUUCCUCCAAGAUGUUGUGCCACAGGCCUACAGUGGAACCCCACCAGAAGAGAAAGAGAAAAUUGUCUGGGUCAGAUUUGAAAAUGCAGAUUUAAAUGAUACAUCCAGGAAUAUGGAAUUCCAUGAAAUCCACAGCACUGGGAAUGAGCCCCCGUUGCUGCUGAUGAUUGGCUACAGCGAUGGGAUGCAAGUGUGGAGCAUACCUAUCAGUGGGGAGGCUCAGGAGCUGUUCUCGGUGCGCCACGGGCCGGUUCGAGCCGCUCGGAUCCUGCCAGCUCCUCAGAUCAGUGCUCAGAAAUGUGAUAGUUUUGCUGAGAAGAGGCCUCUGCUUGGCGUGUGCAAAAGCAUUGGGUCUUCUGGCACUAGCCCACCCUACUGCUGUGUGGAUCUGUAUUCCCUGAGGACAGGAGAGAUGGUCAAGUCCAUCCAGUUCAAAACUCCUAUUUAUGACCUGCAUUGCAAUAAAAGGAUCCUCGUUGUGGUCCUGCAGGAGAAAAUCGCCGCCUUCGACAGCUGCACUUUCACCAAAAAAUUCUUCGUCACCAGCUGCUAUCCUUGCCCAGGGCCAAACAUGAAUCCUAUUGCUCUUGGAAGCCGUUGGCUUGCUUAUGCAGAAAAUAAGCUGAUCCGAUGCCAUCAGUCCCGUGGUGGAGCCUGUGGAGACAACAUUCAGUCUUACACUGCCACAGUCAUUAGUGCUGCCAAAACAAUAAAGACUGGGCUGACAAUGGUGGGGAAGGUGGUGACCCAGCUGACGGGGACGCUGCCGUCGGGAGCCACCGAGGAGGAAAUCCUGGCUCACAGCAACCUCCGCAGGAGUCCCCUGGUGCCUGGCAUUGUCACCAUCAUCGACACCGAGACCGUGGCAGAGGGACAGGUGCUGGUGAGUGAGGACUCGGACAGCGAUGGCAUCGUGGCCCAUUUCCCUGCUCAUGAGAAGCCCAUUUGCUGCAUGGCCUUCAACCCCAGUGGGAUGUUGCUGGUCACCACUGACACAUUAGGCCAUGAUUUCCAUGUUUUCCAAAUCCUGACACAUCCUUGGUCAUCGUCACAAAGUGCCGUCCAUCACUUGUACACACUUCACAGGGGAGAGACCGAAGCCAAAGUACAGGAUAUCUCCUUCAGCCACGACUGCCGCUGGGUGGUGGUCAGCACACUCCGAGGCACUUCCCAUGUUUUCCCCAUCAAUCCCUACGGAGGCCAGCCCUGUGUCAGGACUCACAUGUCCCCACGGGUGGUCAAUCGCAUGAGCCGCUUCCAGAAGAGCGCGGGGCUGGAGGAGAUCGAGCAGGAGCUGACGUCGAAGCAGGGCGGACGCUGCAGCCCCGUGCCCGGCCUGUCCAGCAGCCCCUCUGGCUCACCUCUCCAUGGUAAAUUGAACAGCCAAGACACUUACAAUAACUUCACAAACAACAAUCCUGGGAAUCCUCGACUCCUGCCUCUCCCAAGUCUGACUGUGGUGUUGCCUCUUGCUCAAAUCAAGCAGCCAAUGACCUUAGGGACCAUCACCAAACGCACAGGACCUUACCUGUUUGGAGCAGGAUGUUUUUCCAUAAAAGCUCCUUGCAAAUCCAAACCAGCUCCACAGAUUUCACCCAGUAAGUCUGUGGGAGGGGAGUUUUGUGUCGCUGCAGUCUUCGGAGCUUCAAGGUCAUGGUUUGCAAACAAUUCUGGUCUCAAACGAGAAAAAGAUCAGUCCAAGCAGUUUGUGGUGGAGUCCCUGUACAUCAUCAGCUGCUACGGGAGCCUGGUGGAGCACGUCCUGGAGCCGCGGCCGCUCAGCACCGCGCCCAAGAUCAGCGACGACACCCCCCUGGAGAUGGGCACCUGCCCCAGGGCCAGCUGGACUUUGGUUAGAACUCCUCAGUGGAAUGAACUCCAACCACCAUUUAAUGCAAACCAUCCACUGCUCCUGGCUGCAGAUGCUGUGCAGUACUACCAGUAUCUUCUGGCUGGCUUGGUGCCACCUGGGAGCCCUGGGCCCAUCACCCGGCACGAGUCCUACGACAGCCUGGCCUCCGACCACAGCGGGCAGGAGGAUGAGGAGUGGCUGUCACAGGUGGAAAUUGUGACUCACACUGGGCCUCAUCGACGCCUGUGGAUGGGCCCUCAGUUCCAGUUCAAAACCAUCCACCCCUCCGGCCAAACCACCGUCAUCUCCUCCAGCUCCUCCGUGCUGCAGUCGCACGGGCCCAGCGACACCCCGCAGCCUCUGCUGGACUUUGACACAGAUGAUCUGGAUCUCAACAGCCUCAGGAUCCAGCCGGUGCGCUCGGAGCCCGUCAGCAUGCCGGGGUCACCGCGGCCCGCGGCCGACCGGCGCGGCGUCUCCACGGUCAUCGAUGCUACUUCAGGUGCCUUCGACCGGAGCGUGACCUUGCUGGAGGUGUGUGGGAGCUGGCCCGAGAACUUCGGUCUGCGCCACAUGUCCUCCAUGGAGCACAGCGAGGAGGGGCUGCGGGAGCGCCUGGCCGACGCGAUGUGCGAGUCCCCCAGCAGGGACAUGGUGGGAUCAGGAACAGACACAGCCGGUGAAGUAGCAGUAAAAAACAUCACCACAAAGAGGCACAUGGCUUUGAAAUGUUUUGAGCUUCAGCGAGAGGGAAGCAUAGAGACGCUCAGUAACAGCUCGGGCUCCACCAGCGGCAGCAUCCCCCGAAAUUUCGACGGCUACCGGUCCCCGCUCCCGACUAACGAGAACCAGCCCCUGAGCCUGUUCCCCACGGGAUUCCCCUAAAGCAGCAGCCCAGCAGGGACACAUCCAGCCAGGGUAACGAGCUGCCUCUCCCCCCAAACAAUCCCGCUGUGUCUGUCACCUGCCAGCUCCGGGGUGGUUCUCGUUACCCUGAUGAAUAUUGAUGACUCUUAAACCUCCCUGAAGCAUACUCGUGAAAUCUUGACUCUGUGUUCCUGUGCAAUACGAAGAGGCUCCAUCUUCAGUCCUGAUAGCUCUGCAGCUUCUUUUCUCGCUGUCUUCAGGAAGAGGUUGGAUGAGGAGAAAUACUCCUAAGCCAUCUUGGGUCAAGCACAAGGUUUCACAGCUGUUCUCUGCUUUUUUUUGUGCUGAGAUGAAUCUCUGUAGCUCAGAGGAGCUCUCGCCAUUGGUGAAAGUGCCGAGCAUUAAUGGAUGAACUGGAGGGACUGGAAACUGGAGGACUUUCUGUGGACAGGGUUGAUGAUGUUAUUCCUUCCUCAUCGCCUCUCCUUGCUGCCCUUCUUCCCCUCUGAUACUCAUCGAUGCCAGGAGUAUUACAAAUGGAAAUGUUUCUUUUUGUUCUUUGGAAGAAUUCUCUCUCUUGCUCCCAUUUUCUUCUAGUCAUGUAUUUUAGGAACGUACUUAAUUGACUAAUUGCAGUCAUGGAUUUCUCAUAUUUGGUUAUAAAAGUUGUUCAUUGGAACUCAGAUAUCUGUCCAGAAAUGCAUGUGUCAUUGAAUAAAUCUCAGUUAAACAAGAAACUGCUUAAAUGGCAAUGUUCAUGGAGUGUUACUGGGCUGACUGUGAGCUUUGUGUAUCACCAGACUCUGUGUGUAUUUACUGACUUGAGGGCUUUAAUUAAAGCCAUCAGUGGCUGUUAUGCAGCCAGUCUAGCAUGGUUUUACCUCCCCAUUUCCUUGUCCUCAUGUGCACAGACAGGAUUUUUAAAAACAAGGUAUUUAGGUGGUGUGCCUUGCACGCACUUGGCUCCUCUGAAAACCAACACCCAGCUCCCUGCUUUGAUUGGGACCCUGUUUCUUCAUCCCACUGAUUUCAGUGGGACAAGGACCAGGUGCAGGAGGCAGAGGCUCCCAUUUCCAUUUGUUCUGUUGUGGGAUCAUGGGUCAGAGCCUUUGCAGAACAGCCUGAACCUCUGCACCCUUCUGAACGUGCACAGUCAGAGCUAGCACUGCAUAACCCCGCUGAUAAAACAGUUCUGGGCUCACACAUCAUAACCACACAAAUUCCUACAUCUCAGCCAACUUGUGUCUAGAAGCAGAGUGAGAUGGGGCUGUCAGCUUAUGAAAUUUCCUUCCCACUACUUGUUUUUAAUAGAAGCCGUUUGAGUCAUGGCAGGGAGAGGAAACUAUCUAAAGCCACAAAUCCUACAGCUCCAGCCAGCCACACCAAGGGAUGCAGAACCAACCACCCUCUUCCUACUCCAUCCCCAAACACCCAGUUCAGUCUUGGGCUUGGUUUGGGUUAGUAUUUUUUUUUUUUUUUACUUUUGACUGUAACACAGCCACUCAGAAGGUUUUGUUUUCUUCAGGCUUGGAAACCGCUAAUAAAAAGCGAGAGUCUACAGCAAUAAUUUCAGUUUCUCGCUCGGUUUUCAGUCAGUCUCUUCUCAAGCAAAAAAAAAAUAACUUCCUUGGGAUGAAAUCAGAGGAGAGCUUUGCCUCUAAGUAAGUACUUGCAGCUCCGGCCCGCUGGCUAUAUCUGCUGUAAUGUUAUGUUCCUUUUUGUCUGUAAAAUAAAGGCUUGAAGUACAGGGUUGAGGGCAGGACUGGCACCGUGGACAAAUGGGACCGCAGGGUCAAGUCAGUCCACACCAGUCAGGGUUUUUAACACAGUUCAAGCCAAGGUCAGCUCCAAAAGUUCAAACAAAAUCCAGAUUAACACAUACAGAAGGGAUUGUGUUGUCACCGUGAUGCUUGUUUCCUUUCAGGCUUUCCAAGGAGCGGGGAAAGGGACAAAGUUCUCCUGGAGGAAGGAAGGAGGCUCCUCUCCCUCCUGCCUGGGACAGCCUGGCUGCUUCUGGCUGAGCACACAAAGUGGGAUAGCACAUAACACAGAGUGGUGUCAUUGCAAAUGUAUUUGUUGUUGGCAGGCAUUAAAUCACUUUUUAUAAGUGCUGCAAUAUGGCCAUGUGGAAAUUCCCAGUCUGCAAGAAGCUCCUUUGAAUCAGGAUGUUUUGUUUAAAGUGGGGGGGAAGAGAUUCAAAAAAACCCUACAAACUGGGGCUGUACCAAAAUAUUUUCAGUCUGGUUCAUUGAAAAGAAUGUCCUAAAUUCUCUGCUGUUGAUAGCCCUGUAGCCAAACUGUUAAGAAA